Molecule: messenger RNA, 431 nt
Organism: Aspergillus japonicus CBS 114.51
Lineage: Eukaryota; Fungi; Ascomycota; Eurotiomycetes; Eurotiales; Aspergillaceae
Exons: 1
Coding region: 114-341 (75 amino acids)
Source: RefSeq, a predicted model, not a curated record
GAUUAUAGAUGAUGAGGACAAGAGAAAAAAGGUUGAGACGGUUAGUCACGGAAGUUUUGGUGUUGGACGACAAGACCAGGACAGUCGGAGAGGGGAACAAUUAAAGAGGGUCGAUGACAAGCGAAAGAUUGACCAAAGACAUAAUACUAUUGGGUGUGGCGCAAAGGAAAAGAAACGAAGGACAGGCGUUAUACAAUGCGAAGGACAAGAGAAGGACACCCCUCCAUGGGCAGAGGAUGAGGCAAAAAGAUGAAGAGAAGGAAAGAGGUAGAGUGAGAGAAAGAGAAGAAGAGGAAGAGGAAGAGGAAGAGGAAGAGGAAGGGAAGAGAGUGCGAAAGUGAUGGGAGAAGAGGAGGACGAAGGACGAAGCCGGGAAGGUUGGGUGACAACUGCAGCCAGCAGUUGAAGGUGGAGAGGGGGAGGGGACGAGG